UCGUCUGUUGAUCGGCCCUUCAACGAGCAGAAUGGGACUGCAGCUGCUGGUGGAACCACUAUUCGGCGGCGCGCUGAUAGGACGGGGGUCGUGGGAUGGACGCCUGCUCAUCACCGCGGCUAUCGCCGUCUUGCUGCCGUUCAUUCUCACCUACAUCGUGACCAGUCUCAACGCCAGUUGGGUCACGAAUCGGGGCAACGGCAAUCCGCCGGCGGCGCCGUACGCGGUGCCGGUGCUCGGCAACACCUCCCAGUUCGCCUACGACACGGAAGGCUUCAUUACCCGGACACUGCGCCGCUUUGGCAGCGUGCCGUUCCGCCUUAAAGUCGGGCUCGAAACCAUGUACUACAUCCCUUACGGCGAGCCGGUGCAGGCCAUGUUCAAGCACGCGCGGGAUCUGUCGAUGAAGCCCAUCAUCAUCGUAGCCAUGCGAGACCAGUUUGGUAUGAAACCCGCCGACGUGGCCGUCUACGAGCGCGACGGCUCCGGCGACAUGGCCAAGCCGCUGGAGGGCUGGGAGCACAUGGACCCGGCCCACCGCGUCUUCUACCACCAGCACCACGAUCUCAACGCCCACCUCAGCGGCGUCGCGCUCGGCGCCCUGAUGGCGCGGUUCAAAGCCAACUACACCUCUCAACUGGCGACGACGGACCAGGCCGGCGAGCACUGGACCGAGCUGCCGGACCUGUACUCCUUCCUGCGCGACCACAUGUUUCGCGCGUCGUGCGGCGCCCUACUCGGCGAGCGCCUAUUCGAGCUGUGUCCGGAUUUCAGCCGCGACUUCUGGGAGUUUGACAAGCAUCUGAUCACAUACCUCCGGCGCACGCCGCGCUGGAUGGCUCCUCGGGCGUACGCCGCCCGCGACCGGGUGCUGGCGUCCAUGAAAAAGUGGUACACGCACGCCAGGAGCCAGCUCGACUACCGAGACCCGACGCUGGCGGGCGUAGAAUACGAGCCGGUCUGGGGCGCUCGCCUGAUGCGCGCCCGCGCCGAGAAGUUUGAUAAGGCCGGGUUCUCCCUCGACGGCUGCGUCAGCAUGGACCUGGGAUUCGUGUGGGCGGGGACUGCCAACGUGAUCCCCGCGACGCUGUGGGUGUUGCUGAAUGUGUUGCUUUCGGAGAACCUGACGGGACGCGUCAUGGCCGAGGUGGAGGAAUGCCUUGACGAGGCGACGGGGUUGUUCGACGUGGCGGCGCUGUGCGGUAAGCCGUUGCUGAACGGCCUCUACCUCGAGUCCCUGCGCUACUGCGCCGCCACCACGUCGGCGCGUAACCCGGUGGUGGACAACUUCAAGCUCUGCGGCUGGAGCAUCCCGCGAGACGCGCUGAUGAUGUCAAUCGUCUGGUUCGGUGCGCAUGACCCAAACUUCUGGAACGCGGGCCGCAUUCUCCCCAGCGGAAAGCCGGAACACCCCGUGGACACAUACUGGGCCGAGCGUUUUCUCGAAUACCCCGACGAUCCGGCAAGCGGUCCCGUGCGCAAGCCCAACCACGCACUCUACACAUCGUCAUCUUCCGACAUUAGGCCGGAGAAGACGGCGCAGGACGACAAGACGGCGAAACCAAUCAGCCACACGGCCGCCCUGCAGGGCCAUUUCUACCCCUACGGAGGCGGCAGCCGGAUCUGUCCCGGACGGCACCUGGCCAAGCAGGAGCUGCUGGUCGCCGUGGCUGUCAUGAUGCGCGAGUUUGAGAUUGAACUGUUGGAUCCUGUGUCGGCGCGGCGGGCGAGGCCGGAUAUGAGGGUGUUCCCGACGGGUGCAAUGGGCCCGGAUCGGAAGCUCCCCAUCAGGAUAAGGAGAAGAACGAGGUGAAAGACCGGCAAGUGGACGGAUGUACAGUUAAGGCGAGCUCGAGACGAGUGAUGUGUAAUGACAAUGCAACCUCGUUUUGUUUGUUGGCGCGCAAAUCAGGGGAAGGACUACUUAGCUGCAACCUCCAUCUUCGGUACGACGACCAAGUCACCA
Molecule: messenger RNA, 1966 nt
Organism: Parathielavia appendiculata
Lineage: Eukaryota; Fungi; Ascomycota; Sordariomycetes; Sordariales; Chaetomiaceae
Product: cytochrome P450
Exons: 2
Coding region: 32-1813 (593 amino acids)
Molecular function (GO): heme binding; oxidoreductase activity, acting on paired donors, with incorporation or reduction of molecular oxygen; iron ion binding
Source: RefSeq, a predicted model, not a curated record